Peronospora matthiolae is the source of this 1686-nucleotide messenger RNA. NCBI's taxonomy places the organism in Eukaryota, Oomycota, Peronosporomycetes, Peronosporales, Peronosporaceae. The record is from the annotation of a GenBank genome assembly.
AUGGGGCUCGAGACCGUUGCGUCGCCUCUGGCCGAGCGGUUGCCCCGAUUCGGUCUCGACAACGUGCACCUGGAGGUGGUCGAGGCCUCAACGACGUCGCACCCGGCACCUGAGCUCGACCCCUUGGACAAGUGCAAAGGGGGGACGUCCCUAAUUUCGCUCCCGAAUUCCACGGAUGUGGCGGCGAAACCCCGUGGCUCGGACGAAAAGAAUCGCGAUACUACGGGACUUUCGAAAGCCGAGCGAUUCGUGGGUUGGGUCCAGCACCUUCGUCGGACCUUUGGCACGUCGUUUCUGAUCAUGAUCAACAUCGUGUAUAUCGCUCAGGGGUUUUCCAGCUUUACCGUGUUGGCGAUCAACUUUUUCUUCAAGGAGAACUUGCGUCUGGAGCCGACGCAGUCGCAGCUGCUGCAAAUGUUAAUGAAAGUGCCGUGGCGUGUAAAGCCGAUCUAUGGUAUUCUAUCGGAUAGCUUACCACUGUGCGGCUAUCACCGCAAGUCCUACAUGGUGCUCUGCAGUAUCUUGGGUAUCGCUGCAGCACUUGCUUUGGCCCACCCAGACGUGGUCACGACGCCAACGGUGGCUGUGCUAGUGCUCAUGCUGCAAAGCUUGUCGUCUGCCGUGAUUGAUGUGGUGGUUGAUGCACGGGUUGUGGAAUUCUCGAGACGAGACCCGAAGAAUGGGGCCAAUGAUUUACAGUCACUGUCGUGGAUAUCAGGGUCACUGGGUGGUAUGCUUGGAGCCUUCUUGUCGGGUCCUGCCACGGACAAACUAGGCGCUCGUGGUGUUUUUGGCGUGUCGGCUCUGGGUCCGCUUACGACGUUGCUGUUUUCCAUCUACAUGGAGGAAUCGAAGAGUACGCUGAGCAAGCGCCAGUUUGUCUCUUCGGCCACAAAGCAGCUACGACAGCUCAGGGUUGCCAUUUGUACCCCUGUGAUUUGGAAGUGUGCGUUGUGGGUGUUCAUUUCCCAUGCACUCAGUCCAGCGUACACGCAGGUACUUUUCUACUUCUCAACGGACGUGCUGCAGUUUACUCCCGAGUUCAUGGGCACGGUGUCGGCCAUUGGCUUUAUCUUCUUGAUGGUUGCAACGAUAUUGUACAAUUCGUUCUUCACGAAUGUGUCCUUCCGCCGCAUCUUCCUCGUCUCUCAGCUAUGUUUGGCUCUCGUGUCGCUGGUGGAUGUCAUCCUCGUGACGCGUACGAAUCUGCAGCUUGGUAUUCCUGACAAGGCUUUUGUACUCGGUGACCACGUGGUCGCUGAUGUAAUCGGUCGGCUGAAAACCAUGCCUAUCGUGGUUCUCUGUGCGAAGUUGUGCCCCAGAGGCAUUGAAGGUACGCUGUUUGCGUUACUCAUGUCCAUAUCCAAUGUCUCGUACAGUGUGAGUGAGUUCUGGGGCGCUCUUCUUUGCGACUGGGUGGGCAUCACCAAGGACGAGUACGAAAUGCUGGGUAUUGCCAUCGUGGUUCGGAGUGCGUUCAAAGUGGUGCCCAUUUUCUUCCUCUUCUUGAUACCGUCUUCCGACCCGCAAGAUAUCAUCGAGAAGCUCGAUUUGGGUACGUCAAGCCGCACUGCUUUGGAAGACGAUGACGAACAGUCUGGCACAAUUCAAGAAGACCAUCCAGCAGAAUCUUGCUCGCCUUCAGAAAAGAUAGUAUUGAAAGGCACGGCUGUCGCUGUCCUUUGA